GGUUCUGCAGUGUUUCAGAUAGCGCUCUCUGUUUGUUUUGCGCUGGUAGGGCGCUCAAUCACAUAUCGUCGUUCACUAUGGGUUGUAUUCCGGUCCUCACGAUCAGGUGAGCUUCUCUGAAUAAGGGCCUACCACGUGCGUCGCGGCGAUGCCGCCUCCUCUACUUGAUCCAUAGCAGAAACUGGGGCAUUUCUACGACUUUGGAGACUCACACGUCGAGAUGGAAAGCGAACUUAGCCACUCAUGGCCUGAAACCCUCUACCCUCCGACGACGGGGGACAACGAGAUCGGGGGAAGCCAGGCGCUUGUCGCCCGAGGAGACGUUGAUACGCGCCACUGGGCGCCAGUGAACAAUGACUCCGAACCAGCUCGGACUCCGUCCCCGGAGAUGUUCGUCGGCGGCUUCGUCUUCGAACUCCUCGAAAGCAACUCGUCUCUCCCAACGAAUGAGAUUGAACUCGGCUUCGAGUCGACGAUCGGCGCUCACCGUAUCCCGAAUACACGCUAUACACCCACGGAAAACAUAUCCUUUCCCACCCCUCAGAUCCCCUCCUCAACGGCUUUGAUCGUCCAGCCGUCGCCGAUCGCUCAUACGCCCUGCGGGGCCGUUGCGGUCUCGUCAGGCGUUGCCAUGGAGAUGGGCGCCUAUCACUCCGGCUUCGGUCCGACCUUGGGCGCCUAUCCAGGUGAAGUCAGCUUUGACAAUGAAGAUCAGUUGCACUGGCGAGAGGUCGGAUCUACGGCCCACACCAACGCAUCGAUGCGCCGACGCCGGCCAGGUCACGAGCCGCAUCCAUCCCGCACAUGCCCUAGAUGUCACAGGUCUUUCACGAGGACGCAUAACUACCGUGACCACAUCCGCCGCCACCAGGACGAGGGCAAUUUCAGGUGCUCCAAGCCGGGCUGUAGCUCGCGCUUCAACACGCGCAACGGCCUGCGGAGUCACCUCCAAAGGAUCCACCACGACCCGACGCGCCUCUAACCGAGCAUACCCAUCGCAUGCCGGCGUACUGAGGAUGGGAACUCGGUCGUCCAAUCGCGCGCGCUUUUUCACCGACGCGCAAAUCAUAUAAUCACCAAUU
Messenger RNA from Schizophyllum commune H4-8, 1082 nucleotides. RefSeq lists its product as uncharacterized. The transcript has 5 exons. Bases 221 to 982 code for a protein of 253 amino acids. The record is from RefSeq and is a predicted model, not a curated record. NCBI's taxonomy places the organism in Eukaryota, Fungi, Basidiomycota, Agaricomycetes, Agaricales, Schizophyllaceae.